UGCAAGAAGAAAGGAAAAAAAGAAAAGAAAAGAAAAAUACUCUCAACACAAAACACUACCCAAACCUCCACUCUCUCUCUCUCCUCACUUUCUCUCUCUAGAACCCACGAAGAAAGAGGAAAGAGGAAGAAGCAGGUGAUGGGUGCACCGAAUUUGAACCCACCAAGCUCUCAUCUCAGCUCAGCUCCAAUGGCGUAGUCAACUCGCAUUGCCUAGUUAAUGGGUAAGGGCGCGGCCGAGGAGGGGCAGGAGCUGCCCCUGACCGACCCCUCCGUCUCCAUCACCUCCGAGCGCACCGGCCACCCCCAGAUCCGCUGCGGCUGCGGCCGGAUUCUCCGCCACGUCGGCCUCAAAUGCGUGCUCGUCCUCAUCCUGUCGGUGGCGGGGUUCCUCUCCGCCCUCUUCUGGCUCCCCCCCUUCUUGAACCUCGGGGAUCGGGGCGAUCUGGAUCUCGACAGCAGAUUCAGAGGUCAUGAUAUUGUAGCUAGCUUUUAUGUGGGAAAGCGGGUAUCUUUGCUAAAAGAAAACAUUAUGCUGCUCGAGGAUGACAUUUUUGGGGAGAUGAACGCUCCCACUAUUAAGGUGGUCGUCUUGUCCAUAGAACCUGUGCCUGGACAAAACAUAUCAAAGGUUUACUUUGCCGUUGACCCCGAUGCGGAUAGUCCAAGAAUAUCUAUAGCUGCUCAGAGUUUGAUUAGGGCAUCCUUUUCAUCUCUUGUUUCACACCAGCUUUCUCUACGUCUGACGGCUUCCUUGUUCGGUGAUCCUUUCUCGUUUGAGGUGGAGAAGUUUCGUGGAGGAAUCACUGUUAUCCCUCCACAAAGUGCGUUUCUCCUGCAGAAAGUUCAAAUCUACUUCAACUUCACUUUGAACUUCUCUAUUGAGGAAAUACAACUUAGCUUUUAUGAGCUGACAAGCCAGCUCAAGUUGGGAUUGCGUCUAUCGCCUUAUGAGAACCUAUACAUCAGGUUAUCAAACUUCAGGGGUUCUACUGUGGAUGCCCCCACAAUCGUCCAAUCAUCUGUUCUACUGGCUGUCGGGGCCCAAUCCUCAACACCACGAUUAAAGCAGCUUGCUCAGACGAUCACAGGUAAUUCUCACUCGAGAAACCUUGGCCUCAACAACACUAUGUUUGGGAGGGUCAAGCAAGUCCGUCUUUCAUCAAUAUUGCAACAUUCCCUGAAUGGUGGUGAUGGUGGGGGCGCCCCUUCAUCUUCUCCAGCUCCUCAGCCAUUCCCACAUCACCACCAUCAUCACCACCAGCAUCAUCACCAUCACCACUCCGAUGACCCACCUCUUGGCCCCACAAUGCCACCAAGAGCCCCAACUCAUGGAGGACACUCACCAACCUGGAGAAAAAUUUCCCCCGCACCUCAGCCUUCUUCAUCACAUGCUCGGAGAAAACAUCUGCAUUCACCUGCACCCUCUACUACUCAUGAGGCGAAGCCUCCUGGGUGUAGAUACAGGCAGAAGAGAAGGUCUGCUGGCCCAGCACCGGAGCAGUCCCAUGUGACCCCAACUGCUUCACCAGCAUUCGCUCCUCAACAUUCUGUGGCCCCACCGCCAGCACAAAGACAUCCACCCCCAGCAAGUUCAGUUUCUAUACAGGGUCCAUUACCACAUGCAGCGUUUGGUAAAGUCCAGCCCCCGUCAAAGAGUAAAUCAGAUUCAGCGCACUCUGACUCAGUACCCUCAAUUUCCCCAUCACCCUAUUCAUCUUCUACGAGUCAAUUAUCUCCACUUAGAUGGGUAUUUCUGCUGUUUGUCGUGCUGGUAUUACAUCUAUAAUGAUGGAGGAGAAAAAGUGCACCUUCCACUUGAAACUACUUCUCCUGUACCGGUCGAAGGACUUGAAUAAGUGCUGCAAGAAACCAGACAACCCUGCAAGCGGGAGCAAUGCAAAUACGUUUCGAUUUUGUGAUUGUAAAUAUACUUUUUUUAGAGUUUCUGCUGACAGAUGCAAUAUCGGGUCAAAGCCACAUCGGUGGCAGGCCGUUGAUUGCAUUGCUGUUGUUGUGUAUUCUCGUGCGGAAAUGUAGGGCAGUAAGUGUUAAAAAAAAAAUGUAUUACAUCGAAAUUUUCGCUCUUAAGAUCGCAUUUAAGUGAAUCAAAUUUUCUUA
Punica granatum (pomegranate) is the source of this 2120-nucleotide messenger RNA. Lineage: Eukaryota; Viridiplantae; Streptophyta; Magnoliopsida; Myrtales; Lythraceae. The record is from RefSeq and is a predicted model, not a curated record.